Arachis duranensis is the source of this 1768-nucleotide messenger RNA. RefSeq names its product pentatricopeptide repeat-containing protein At3g26630, chloroplastic-like. The coding region runs from base 117 to 1535 and encodes 472 amino acids. The transcript has a single exon. The record is from RefSeq and is a predicted model, not a curated record. Lineage: Eukaryota; Viridiplantae; Streptophyta; Magnoliopsida; Fabales; Fabaceae. Gene Ontology annotation, molecular function: protein binding; RNA binding. Gene Ontology annotation, biological process: RNA modification.
CUUCUUUUUUUUUUUUCUUUUCUUUUUCCCUUUUCUACAAUUUUGGUGUGUUCUGAAGCUUCCCAAUUUGGCAUUGGCAACAACAACAGAAAGCAAAAUUUGGAACUGGGCAUGACAUGAAGGUAGCAUGUUUCUGCACCCCAGAUAUUAAUUAUGUUUAUUUUGGUACCCAAAGACCAAAAUUUGGUUCAAAAGAAGCACUUUUCUAUCUCCAAAGGUGCUCAAAUUUCAAGCAUCUCAGGCAAGUUCAUGGAAGAAUAAUCCGUUAUGGCCUCACACAUGAUCAAUUACUCAUUAGGAACCUCAUUCAAAUUUCUUCCUCUUAUGGCAAAUUGAACUAUGCCAAAUUGGUUUUUGAGCAACUCAAUUCCCCAGAUACCUUCACUUGGAAUGUGAUGAUUAGAGCAUACACUAGGUUUGGUUCCCCUGAAAAAGCUCUUAUUUUGUUCACUAUUAUGGUGUCAAAGGGCAUUGAACUUGACAAGUUCACAUACCCUUUUGUGAUUAAUGCUUGCAUUGCUUCUUCAGCAACUGAUUUUGGAAAAGUUGUGCAAGCUUUAGCAAUCAAAAUGGGGUUUUGGAAUGACACCUAUGUGCAGAACACUAUGAUGAAUCUUUACUUCAAAUGUGAGGAUGCUGAUAAUGGACACAAGGUGUUCGAUAAAAUGCGCGUGCAGGAGGUUGUUUCUUGGACCACGGCGAUUGGAGGUCUAGUUGCUUGCGGACGACUCGAGGCUGCUCGGAGAUUGUUUGAGGAAAUGCCUUCUAAGAAUGUUGUUUCGUGGACGGCGAUGAUUGAUGGGUAUGUGAGACACCAGCAGCCAAUGGAGGCCUUUGACUUGUUUGAAAGAAUGCGACUUGAUGGUGUGCAGCCCAACGAGUUCACCCUUGUGAGCUUGAUCAAGGCUUGUGCUGAAAUGGGUAGCCUCAAAUUGGGUAAAUGGAUUCAUGAUUAUGCUUUCAACAAUGACUUCAAACUUGAUCCUUUCUUGGGUACUGCUCUUAUAGACAUGUACAGCAAAUGUGGCAGUUUAGAUGAUGCAAGGCAAGUUUUCGAUACCAUGGAGGCCAAGAACUUAGCCACGUGGAACACAAUGAUCACUAGCUUGGGUGUGCAUGGAUUGAGGAAUGAAGCAUUGGAACUUUUUGAGGAAAUGUUGAAUAAUAAGUCAAAUGAAGUUCCUGAUGCUAUCACAUUUGUUGGUGUUCUGAAUGCAUGCCUUCAAUUGAAUGAUCUUGAACAAGGUCAGAAGUAUUUCAAUCUCAUGACACAACAUUAUGGUAUAACACCUUUGUUGGAGCAUUAUGCAUGCAUGGUUCAACUCUAUAGAAAUGCUAAUGUGCUGGAUGAUAUUUACACAUUGGAUAAGACAAUAUCAGUGGAGAAAACAAACAACUAUGUUGCAGAGUUUCUCCAAGAGAACAAGAUCAUUGGUGUUGAUGACAUAGAGGAACUCCUGCAGAAGCAUUACAGGUACUUGAAUUGCUUAGAAGAACAAGUUGUAGAUAAUUUCUCCUCAAGUUCUUCACCUUAAUUCCCAAGCUUCAAGUAGCUUGACAAGUACAUAUGGUUCAUGAAUUUUUACUCUUCGGAUAUGCAUAGGAGUACCAGAGAAAAUAUAUUCUAAUUUAACAAUUUUUUAAGAUAGGAAAAUGAAAUGCUAGAUUAUAGAAUUCUGUAUCAUCACUUUUAGCUUUGUGAAUAAUGUAUUUGUAUUACACCGUGUAUUUAAAAUUGAAUAAAUAAAAGAAACACUCGUUUGGUCUC